Neohortaea acidophila is the source of this 3653-nucleotide messenger RNA. RefSeq names its product fungal-specific transcription factor domain-containing protein. The transcript is spliced from 2 exons. Gene Ontology annotation, molecular function: DNA binding; zinc ion binding; DNA-binding transcription factor activity, RNA polymerase II-specific. NCBI's taxonomy places the organism in Eukaryota, Fungi, Ascomycota, Dothideomycetes, Mycosphaerellales, Teratosphaeriaceae. Gene Ontology annotation, biological process: DNA-templated transcription; regulation of DNA-templated transcription. Bases 215 to 3349 code for a protein of 1044 amino acids. The record is from RefSeq and is a predicted model, not a curated record.
GCGGAUCACGUUUUAGCGAUGAUGAGAUCAGCUCAUCCUCGACAACCAUGCCGCGCCGAUCAUCUUCAUUCUCGUGUCCCAAGCAUCGCAGUGACUCCAUGCCCUUCAUCGCGCAUGCCUGACCCUUCUGACGAGACAACUGGUGCGCCCACGACGAUGCUGUGACUGCCCCCUCCACCCCACUUCAGCGCCAGACUCCCGCCCGGCACGCAGAAUGGCGGAUGACGCUUCCUCCCCCAGCGACUCUGCGCAUACCGCGCGCAUCUCCACCCCCCAGAGCGACGAACUCUCCAACUCCGGCCCUUCUGCCCCCUCCGACUUCCUCAAGCACCUCCCCUCCUCCGAACACAUCCCUCUCGCCGAUGCAUCUCCUCCGACCGGCACGGAAUCCGCUGACAAUGGCGCCGCCUUGCCCGCCAAACCCCAAACCGACUCUCAAGGGCGCACCUUGAACCCUCGAAGCUGUGUGACUUGUAGGAAGAGAAAAGUCAAGUGCGACAAGGUGCAUCCAUGCAGCAAUUGCAAUCGCGCUCACAUCGAGUGCAUCUUCCCUGCCCCCGGUCGAGCACCUCGCAAAGUCCGCAAAGCCACAGAGGGAAGAGAUAAAGAGUUGUUGGAAAGGUUGCGGAGGCUUGAAGGCGUCGUCAAGGGCAUGGGCGUGGAAGUGCCUCGGGAGGAGAAAGAGGGCAGUAGCCAGCCACCAAGCCGCAUGAGCCUCGAGCCAAGAUCGCAGGGGGAUGGUGGCGAUUCCAUGGACGCAGACGGCCCUGAUGUUCCCCCACCGGAUGACGUCGACCACAGAACCAAGGCUAAAUGGGUAGAAGAGAGGCAGGAUCGCAAUUUCGAGAACCGUUUCGGCAGGCUGGUCGUCAAUGAGGGCAAGAGCCGCUACAUCAACAACUCUUUCUGGGCGAACUUGAGCAACGAAGUGGAGGAUUUGAAGGGCAUCAUGAACGCUCCAAGCGACGACAACGAUGACGAUCCGACCGUUCCGAGCGAACCCGCGACCAUGGGCACUCAGCAAGGCUGGGUGUUCGGCUUCAGCUCCCAGAAUGUUGACUUAUUGUCUUUGCACCCAUUGCCAAAUCAGAUCCGGGAAUAUUGGGAGGUGUACAAAGACCGUGUCGACCCGCUCGUCAAGGUGCUGCACAUCCCUUCCAUGGAACCGACCAUUCUCGCCGCUUCUUCCAACUUGACCGGCCUGAGCAGGGGAUUCGAGGCCUUCAUGUUCGCAAUCUACUACGGAGCGACGACCAGCAUGGGCCCUGCCGAAUGCAAACAAAAGUUCGGCGAGGAGAAAUCAGUGCUGCUCGCCAGGUAUCGCUUUGCUAUCCAGCAGGCUCUCGCACGCGCCAACUUCCUCCUCUCGGAGGAGAUUGUCGUGUUGCAGGCGUUCACCGUCUUCCUCAUCUGUCUUCGUCGCAACAAUGAUGCGCGUGUUAUCUGGACCCUGACAGGCCUUGUGGUGCGAAUCGCCCAAACCAUCGGAGUGCACCGAGAUGGGUUACACUUUAACCUGGCGCCCUUCGAAGUAGAGAUGCGCCGGCGGUUGUGGUGGCAGGUGUGCAUCCUCGAUACGCGUGCGAGCGAAGAUCACGGCUGUGACCCAACUAUUAUCGAACAAGGGUUCGACACCAAAAUGCCGCUCAACAUCAACGACUCCGAUCUUACUCCCGACAUGACGGAGUUUCCGCCAGAGCGACAGGGCUGUACCGACAUGUCGUUCUGCUUGAUCCGGUUCGAGGUGGCCAAUACCUUCCGACGCAUCAACUACAUUCCGCCUGGGCCUCCGGAAACAUGCACCGAGUACUCUGCCAAUGUCACAUUACAAGACAAGGAGAAGUGGAUUACAGAGUGCCACCAACGGCUGGAGGAGCGCUACCUGAAACACUGCGACAUGACCGUUCCAUUGUUCUGGGUCACGGCCACGGUAGCCCGGCUGAUGAUGAGCAAAAUGUGGCUCAUGGUUUACCACCCCUUCCAACGACACGAUGGCGGGGCGAGCUUAACGCAGGAGACGAAGGAGAAGCUGUUCAUUACCAGUCUGGAGAACAUCGAGUACAGCUUACUGCUUGAGACGGAAUCGAGGACGAUGAAGUGGGGCUGGCUGUUCAAGACGUACAUGCAAUGGCACGCGCUCGCUUUCAUCCUCUCGGAGCUUUGCCAUCGCACCACCGGCGAUUUGGUAGAGCGAGCGUGGAUCGCAGUAGACAAGACUCGCGAUGGUCGAUGGGGCAUGCACUCCACCACCGACUCGCCGGCUGGACACUUGUGGCGGCCGCUGAAGAAGCUUUACCGGAAAGCGGCAGAGGCGCGACAACGGGGACUGCAGAAUCAGCGCUCGAAGCCGCAGCCCAACAUUCCUUCAAGGAACGUCACUCCUACUUCAAAGGCAAAGAUGGGCCAGACAGGCGCGCCGAUGACGAAUAACCCAUCGCAUCUCCAACCUCCAUCGCAGGCACAGGCACAAGCUACAGCCCCCGCAGCGCACCAAUCUAACAACUCCCCUCUCGGCCGCCUGCCUGCAGACAACUACGAGUUCUUCAGGAACUCCACAAUGUCCACUGGCGUUGCCGUCGAUGACAACCCCGAUGCCAUGGACACCAGCCGGCAGCGACCAAACGCUCGCAUGCAGCCCAGUCCACCGCACAACACCGCCCCAAACAACAACCUCAACACCAAUCUCCCGAACGCCUACCUUCCACAGCAACAACAACAACAACAACAACAACCUCCGAACCUCCCUCACCAACCACCCCCAACACCCGUUGCCCCUCUCGCUCCGCAAUUCAGCCCCAACCCCUUCUACAUGAACCACAACCCGCACCCAAUGGCACGCACCAACCCAUCAAACCACAUGGACUUCCACCCCACCCCCAACAACCACCCCCCAAACCUCCCCAACUUCGGGACAGCCCACGCUCCCCCGCAUCAACAACACCCUCCUCCACUAACAGCAGGCCCCAACAACCCCGGGCCCAACGAUUCAAACAUCCACCUCAACACCUACAACCCCUGGUCCCCCACCGCCGGCGGCCCGGACACAGGCCUCACGCCCUCCUCUUCGUCCGCCGAUCUCUCCGCCAUGCACACCUCUGGCGACCUGAAUUGGGAAAGCUGGGACCAGCUUGUGCGGCAGUUUGGCACGAAUGUCGACCAGAGGAGUCUGUCUGGUGGUGGGGCUGGGUUUGCGAAUGAUGGCGGUGGUGGUGGUGGAAUUGGAGCUUGGGGCGGCGGGGCCGUUGGCGCUGGUGCUGCCGGUGGUGGUGCGGUGCCGAACUGGGAGAUGUUGGCUAAUGGGGCGAAUUUGAGGUUAGGGAUGGGGAUGGGUGGAGGCGAUUGGUUCUGAUUUGCAAUUGAGGAGGGCAAGAGGGCGAGGGUGCUUUUGUUGGUGAAAAUGUACAGAUUAUGUGUUUGGGUUUAUGAUGAUAUGCUUGCUGUCGUUUUUGGCUUGCGCUGGGUCGCGCAGAUACAUAUACAUAGAGCGAGGUGGACCACUUGUUAUGGGUACUUGAUUGUUGGGUUUUGGCUGGCCUCGUGCUUAACAUUGAAGUACAUCAGCUCUGCACCUCUAAAAGAAGCGCGAGAGCAUUCUCUGCCCAAGUGGCAACAGACAACGCAUCCACACCCACCCACCCAGCGCUAUCCACCCA